This is a messenger RNA of Silurus meridionalis, 2115 nucleotides long. RefSeq names its product aldehyde dehydrogenase 3 family, member B1 (gene aldh3b1). Gene Ontology annotation, molecular function: aldehyde dehydrogenase (NAD+) activity. The transcript has 11 exons. Lineage: Eukaryota; Metazoa; Chordata; Actinopteri; Siluriformes; Siluridae. Bases 402 to 1823 code for a protein of 473 amino acids. The record is from RefSeq and is a predicted model, not a curated record. Gene Ontology annotation, cellular component: cytoplasm. Gene Ontology annotation, biological process: aldehyde metabolic process.
UUAGUCAAAAUUGAGCACAUGGCUACCACAGCAUUUUACAGAGACAUGGGACGGUGACCCUAAACACACUCGAAGGUUAUGUAAGAACGAUUUGUUAAAGAAGUAACGUGAUGGAUUGCUGCAUUAGAUAAACGGCCUCUGCGAUCCUCAGAACCAAGAGAGUGAAGGAAAAUCAACCAACAAGCACUCAAAACCAUCAAGAUUGUUAGAAAACCAUUCCAGAAGCCUGCAUUCUUGUGCUCGGAUGAAAAACCUGAUGAACGUGUUCUGUGGGACAGCUGGAAGCCGGUGAGAACCGCGUCGCGGCAGUGUGGCAGCAGCAGCAGGAGGCACAGGAGCAGGAGCAGCAGCGCACUGAUUUAAAGAAACGAGUCCCUAAACGAGGCCCUGAGUGCGUCAAAAUGGAAAGUCAGAAGAAGGUGAUCGAGAGACUGAGGAUUGCGUUCCGGUCCAACAUGACCGUUCCUCUUCAUUUCCGUCUCACUCAGCUGGAGGCUUUGCUGUCUUUACUAGAGGAUAAUGAGGCACAGAUCUUGGAGGCACUGCAUAAAGACCUCAACAAGCCCAAAUUUGAGGCAGUGGUGUCAGAUAUCGAACUGGUGGCCAACGAGCUUCGAUAUACCAUCUGUAACUUGGAAGCCUGGUUGAAGCCAACCUAUGUGAACAAAAACUUGCCAACCAAACUAGACGACUGCUUCGUACGCAGAGAACCGUUAGGGGUUGUUUUGAUCAUUGGCGCGUGGAACUACCCUCUACAGCUCAUUUUAGCACCACUGGUCGGUGCUAUUGCUGCCGGCAACUGUGCUGUACUGAAGCCCUCGGAAAUCAGUCAAGCAACUGAGCAACUCCUUUCAGAGCUAAUACCAAAGUACCUGUCUCAGGAGUGCUACGCUGUUAUAUGUGGAGGAGCCGAGGAAACCAAAUCACUGUUGCAAAACCGAUUUGAUCACAUUUUCUACACAGGCUCUCAGGCGGUGGCACGGAGCAUCCUGCAGGCAGCCGCAGUACACCUCACCCCGGUCACUCUGGAGCUGGGUGGAAAAUGCCCAUGCCUCGUUUAUGGCCACUUGGACCUCAAGGCUGCUGCAAACAGGCUUGUAUGGGCUAAGUUUUUCAACGUGGGGCAGAGCUGUGUGGCGCCGGACUAUGUCCUGUGCACAGCCGAAAUGCGAGACAAACUAAUUCCCUUGAUCGUAGAAGCUUUGGAGGCAUUCUACGGGCCUCGGAUUAACGAAAGCGCCGACUACGGCCGAAUUGUCACAGACAGACACUGGAACAGGCUCAUGGAGCUCCUAGGAAAGUCUCAAGGAAAGGUGGUUAUAGGAGGAGAAGGUGUGAAGGAGGACAAAUACAUUGCUCCCACAGUGAUUGUGGACGUGACCGAAUCGGACGCUUUGAUGCAAGAGGAAAUUUUUGGCCCCAUCCUUCCCAUCCUCACUGUGGAGUCUCUAGAGGAAGGCAUCCGUUUCAUCAACGAGAGAGAGAAGCCAUUGGCGCUCUAUGUGUUUUCUGAUCAGGCUCCGGUUGUGAAUACAGUAUUAGAGCAAACCAGCAGUGGAGGGUUUUGUUCAAAUGACGGAAUAGUUCACAUGACACUUCCCGAAUUGCCUUUCGGAGGAGUGGGUGCAAGUGGGAUGGGGAGUUAUCACGGCCGCUGGGGUUUCGAGACGUUCAGCCACAGACGGGCGUGUAUGCUGCGAGGUUGGGGACUGGAACGACUCAGCGUCUUGCGUUAUCCACCGUAUCAGGAGUCAAACCUGGGCUGGUUGCGCUGGGCCGCGCGAGCCAAGAAGAAAAACUGGGGGGUGUGCAGUAUCAUAUGACUUUCGUCCUGUUUGCUGGAGACAUGGAUUUUACCAGAAAUUCUUGUACUUGCUUGGAUAAUGGAGAUAAAAACCAAGCACACGUAUGAAGUGUUUACAAAUGUAGCUGCACCCUUAAAAUUUUCAUUUCUUUUCUUAAACACUACUUUCUGCAAGAUAAAAUUCGUUAGGUACAUCGCAUUGCUGUUUUAUAUCUAAUGAACCACAGUGUAUUUGUAUCCCGUUAUCUGUAUAACUGUUCUUUAAUUGGGAAAGAUAAAGCGGUGGGUAAUUAAAUAAAAAAUUGAGAGUU